AUGGCAGCGAUUUCUGGCAAUGAGCUGCAGGUUGCUUGGCAGAAGGUUAAGGCUAUGACAAGUCUUCCCGAGCCUCCUGAGCCCAAACUUCCCUCAUUCGGGCCGAAGGUGUCCAUGAAUAGCAAGCUGCACACUUUUCAAAAUGUCAUUACCUCGCUUGAAUACAAUUAUACCGGAACUCUUUACUUUGAUGUCAACAAGAAUCGCAGUUUUAAGAGUAUUGCGAGCACAGCAAAAGAAAUUCUCAGGGAAGGUCUACCUAUUCAAUGUCUCGAGGCGGUCUUUUUGGCAGCCUACCUGACUGCGGGAAUCAAGAAACUUGAUCGAUUCCCUGUCAGCUUUAAAACAACAGCUGGCGCAACAACGCAUCGCCACAUUGUCCUGGGCAUUCAACACCAACAGCGAAAAUGGGGAGCGUUGGGUUUGAGCCGGUGCGAUAAACUCAUGGACAAGGAUCUGAAAUUUGACACUUUAGGUGAUUUAAUUCUCGAGUACUGUCACGAAUUUGAGAAUGUUUACCACCAGGUUUUAAAGGUUAACAUUGGAUUUCCUUUAACCCACGAUAUUCAUUCGUCCGAGCGAGUCGAGUGGCGGGUCUUUAAUAUUCAAGUUUACGGCAACAGUUGGACGGAAGUGUCGAAGCAGUUGGAUGGCUUUGGAAAGGAUGCAGCAGAAAUAUACAAUUUCAAGAAGUCUACAGGGACAGUUCACAUCGUUAUAACACCAAUCGAAAUAAUUAUCAAGAAGCCGAUUUCUAGCAAUGCGCCGGCUCCACCAACAAAUAUUUUUCUUCAAAAUACGUCGCCAACUCCGCUUUCAAUCAAGAUCGAGGAUAAGUCGGGCUUUCUUGAAAUUGUCACCAAAUUGCAGCCAAACUUGCUGCUAGAAAAAAGUUGUCAAACAGAUAAAUGUGGGCAGUCGUCAUCAACAUUUUAUUUGUCGGCUGGAGGCAUGAUUGUUGUGGCACUGAAGUUCAACGGGAACAAGCGUACUUCGUCAUUGAUAGAACCUAUUCAAACGAAGCUGAUCAAGAAAGGAGGGAGAGAAAUUCAAGGAAGUGAUAUGUCUUUCGAUGGCAAUUAUGUCUUGUUCAGUUGCAAGCCAAUGAUUUGUUCGUUUGGGGGCAGGUUGGAAGUAUUAUCUGACGCAGAAACUGUCACACUGGAAAGACCCUUCUUUCUGAAAGAAAUCUAG
This is a messenger RNA of Plasmopara halstedii, 1194 nucleotides long. Its product is annotated as Vasohibin. The record is from RefSeq and is a predicted model, not a curated record. The transcript is spliced from 7 exons. NCBI's taxonomy places the organism in Eukaryota, Oomycota, Peronosporomycetes, Peronosporales, Peronosporaceae. Gene Ontology annotation, biological process: regulation of angiogenesis. The coding region runs from base 1 to 1194 and encodes 397 amino acids. Gene Ontology annotation, cellular component: cytoplasm.